CAAAUACAAGGCGCAUGCGUUGAAAUUGCGCCAAUUUUGCGAGCGGCGGCCUCUGCCGGCAGUUCCAGUCGAUUGGAGCUCAGAGGAGGGAUGUUGCAGCGCGGGAAUCGCCACAUCGCGAACGGGACGUCAAAAAUUUGAAAAUGGAAUAGUUUGAAAGUGGUGACGGGGGUGAGCGUGUCGCUCGUAUCGAUGUGUUCGAUUUUUGACGUUGGCGUAAUAGUGUUGUGCAUAGGUUAAGUUUAGUUGACGAAUUAAAAUAUAUUGACAGAAUCGGGAAAGAGUUUUAAAUAAACCGUGAGUUUUAUUUAAGGUGGUUAGUGCGGUUUGAUUGCAGUGUUCGACGCGCUGUCAUUCAAGUGCCAGCUAAGGUAACCUUGACACAAUUUCCCGCGCUAGCGUUUCCACCUUGUUUCCGUUGCACUCUCUCUUGACAUUUACCGCAAAAGAGUGCCCUUUUACUAAUUAGCGCUGGAUUUAAGAUGAGUGAGCAAGAUUAGUGAAAAAACAUUGUAAUUAAGCGGAAAAACAUGCGUUUUGAUUGCUGAAAUGGUAUACCAGUAUAAUUUCGUUGACUUCCGAGAGACAUGAUGUGGGAAAUGCGAACAUCGACUCAAGGAUAUAUUUUAGAUAUAAAUUAGUUGUAAAUAUAAACUUGCGAAUAUGAUGCCCUUGUGACUGCUUCGCUGGAGGAAUCACCGGAUCUGCAAAAUGAAAGUUUUAAAAGAUUUCGGCAAAGCAUCCGCUGACAUAAUCUCUGGUCUCGUACUGAUAGCUAUAAUCCGUCUGACCGAUUGCGACGUCGUCACCGACUCACCAAAGAGGAAACCUUCGGAAGUCUACCAAAGAGAUGGGAUAUCGAAUGCGAUACCGGAGCCGGAUCUGUUGCCAGUUAUGCACGGCAACGAUACGAGAUGUAGGAUAUCCGAAUAUCUUUGUGCUAAUAAAAGAUGCAUACCGAUAAACAGAUUCUGCGACGGCAACAACGACUGCGGGGACUCCUCCGACGAGCCGAGGCAUUGCAACCGUUGUAACAGGACGUACUAUGGAGAUAUCGGCCGUACAUACGAGCUGGAACUGCAUCGUCCCCGAGAAGACUUGGUCCCAUUCGUGUGCCUGAUCACUAUCACAGCAGCUGGCGGCAUCCAUGGAGACCUGGUGCAGGUGCUAUUCGACAGUUUCACGCUUGGCCGGUUUACAUCCUUCACUGAAGACGGCUGCCCCGAUGGUUACAUGCAGAUCCAAGAAGCGAGCAGACCCCAAGUAGGAGGUUCCUGGUGUGGGACAUCCUGGGGCCCCUCAAUAUAUUAUAGCGAGACAAAAUCUAUUACACUCAUAAUAAGACUGCUGCACCUAUCCAAAGAUCAAAACAACUACAAUUUUAACUUCCGAAUGGCGUACAAAGUUCUGAGGAAGGAAUUCGCGACGGUUCGAUAUGGAGGCACCCCGCCAUCGGAGCGCCCUUUUUUCAAGAUUAGACCACCACUUUUUCCCGUUAACAUAUCACGCCUGGAAGAUACAAACGUAGCGAGGACGGCAAAAGCCGGCGAGUAUUAUCUCGGGGAUUUGAUUUCUGGGACAUAUUGUUCGCGCAUCUUCAGCGACUGUGAUCGUAAAACCUGCAGGUUACAGUCGCCAAAUUUCCCCGGUGUUUAUCCAAGAAAUUUGACAUGCUACUAUGCUGUAAGACAACACGAAGUGCCUCAAGGGAAACACGCCUUAAUCGUAGUUAAACAACCUAACGGACAACUAGUAUCUAUAAGGAGUCAGAAGGCUUUUUAUGCGGCACAACAAGAGAGGGGAAAUAGCGGGAGAGAAUUGAAGUUCUGGCAACAAUGCGAUGAAGUGCAAGAUUAUGUGACAGUGUACGACGGGUAUACGACGAGGGAUCCGGUCGUGUUAAGAUUUUGCGGAGGCGGGGUGUCAGUUCCAGAGGCUAUCUCGAGCGGCCCGGAAUUAUUAGUGGAAUUCACAACUUCACCGUUUGGGACUUUCCUACAGCCAGCCACUUCGCAAUCCCUGCACGGAUUCCAACUUGAAGUUGAGGUCAGGUUCGUAGAUCAACAGUCGCCUACAUACGCCAAGAACAAAAGGGCUUGCGAAUUUUGGAUAAGGGGAACAGGCAGGGGUAUUUUGGAGCACCCGCAACAUUCCCUUCCUCCCAAUAUAACAUGUUUGUAUCACAUGCAAGGAAUCGAUACUUCCGGACCUUCGGGAAGGAACAUUAUGUACAGACGACCUUCCUUCGCGGCUCCGAGAUUUAGAGUGUGGUUUUCUGUAUUGAAAUUUUAUGUUACCAAUGCGCUUAAUCCUAAUUUACCCGAGGACGAGUACUGUGGAAGCCAUUUGAAUAUAUGGGAUGGGCCGAUGAGGAUAUCUCCUGGCUGCAGCGAUAUAUUUUGUGACAAAGAAAGAUCAGUCCAGAUGUCUAGAGCGACAUCCCCGCAGUCUGUGAUCGUGGGUCGCCCACCGACGAAUGCGACACUCGUGGCGAGGUUUUGCCGCGAAAGAGCACCUAGGACUUGCGAGCAUGCCCUAUUGAGAAAGUCAAGAGCCUGCGCGAGGACAGAAAGUUUUUUGUCUAAAGGAGACUCGUUAACUUUGGAGCUGAAGCUGACACAGGGUACAGCGCUAAAGCCCGUAUUCUUCAAGGCUCUUUACGAGUUUGUAGAUCUCCACCAAGACGGAGAACCGUGGGGUCGCGGGUCCUGUUCCAGAAGAUUCGUUUCCCGAUCUUUCCCUGAAGCACCACCAGAUCCGCCUGUCACUUUUUCAUCUCCAAGAGACGUAUUUUUAUAUGGCCGUGGUGGGGCGAGGAACAUAAGCUGCACUUAUCGUUUUGAAGCCAAUCCCGGGGAAGUAGUUCGGCUCCGCGUGUGGGGAGUGCGCAGCGGCGGUCGGCUCUGCAGGUCCGUGCACUCGGCCCACUCGCCCUGGUACCGGUGCGCGGGUGACAUCACCGCCGCUGUCAGAGUAUUCGACAGACCUUGGAAGAAUAGCGGCCCAAAUGUACCAAGGGACUGUUUGUGCAGUGACGUCGGCGACUACGAGUUCACAUCAACAUCUACGGUUGCCGAACUAAAGUUUGAUGUCGUGAAUAUGUCAGCGACGGACGACUUCAGGUCGUUCGGCUUCGAUGCGUCUGUCGAGUUCGUCAGACUGGACACCACCUGUGACAGCUCGCAUAGAGUGUACGGAGCGAGUGGGGAACUAAGAUUGGUCAACACGAUGCCCAUAUCGCCGGAAGUUGAUCGAUGUGAACGAAGGCCCUGGCUCAUCGACCCAUCUCCCGGCCACUACUUGUACCUUCAAAUCCGCGGAAACAUCAUCAAGGAACCGGAGCUGGACAACUUCACUCUACUCAACAACAUCACAGCUGCGCCUGACUUGAGGCACCUCUGCAGGACGCAGAACAGAUUAGCAGUUUACACCGGCGGACUAUCUCCAGUUUUCAUUUGCCCCGAUCCUCCUGAUGAUCAGAACGACGACGUUGUAGAGGUGUUUUCCGACGGUUGGCUCAAAGAAGUAGACCUUCUCGCUAGGCAUGUGAUGGCACCACCACCUUCCCCCGACCGCUUCGAUCUUGACUGGCCCAGAUCACUGUCUGUGGAACUUAUACCAGCCGACCCUGGUAGUUACUACGUCACUUGGUUGGAACUUUCUAGAAGACAGCCGAGUCCUCGCGGCGGCGUGUUCGCGCUAUCAGGCGAAUGCGAGUACCGCUGCCCUUCACUAGAUGCGUGCAUAUCGGCAGCGCUAUGGUGCGACGGGGUAGCGCAGUGCCCGCACGGCGAGGACGAGCGCCUGGCGCAGUGCUCGGCGCUGCUGCGGCUGCCCGCGCACUAUGCCGCCGCCAUGCUCGCCUUCACCAUACUCACUGCCUUCGCCGUGAUUGCCGUGGCGCGUUCCUGUCGCAGAAGACGUUCCGCGCUCCAGCAACGACUCAAAAGCUUAUCCUCGGACACCGCAAUCUUCGACGAGAAAGAAGUGAUUUGCUGACCCAGCGAGGACUCCGUGCGAUACGUGGAAAUCGACCGAGUCACCACUGUGUGACCGGCCCUACGCAUGGAGUCCUUCAAAUUCACUGUUGGCAAUUAAGCAAGUUAUACUAGUAAUAAGCUGAGGGAUAUUCUCAUAAAAAUUGUUGAGACGCUCGCACCAAUCCGGUCGUCGGUCGUGACGCUAAUUUCCGAUGUUCAUGUUGAAUUAUAGAUAAUGUAGGAAUUGAUAGAUUGAAAUGAAUCCAUGGACUGUGAGGUGUAAACGAUAACGAGUUCUUUACUUGCGAAAAACUUAUCUGAAUUGUAUCGAUAGAUCAACUACGUUACUUCAAGAUGUAAUGGCUUUUGGAGUUUCCUCGAUAACACAUACUCGAUUUACAAUGAAUUAUAAAUUUGAUAACAUAUUCACUCGAAAUGUAAAUACGAUAAAAUUUACUAUUGUAGUAGAAUUGUAGCAAGGAUGAUAUUUUACGGACCAAGUGCAGUCGAUCGGUGGCCAAAUCAUGUUUCGUCAUUGAAAUCUUCAUAAAGACGAAGGACGUAAUAAUAACUCGUGUUUAAUGAUUUAUCGUUGAAAAAUAUAGAAUGAAAUUGAGAAUUAUGUGCAUAAUAGUAGUACUAAUUAUAAAGAUGAAAAAAAUAUAAGAAAACAGAAAGUAAAAAAAAAACUGAUGACGGUGUAUUAUUAUUAGAAAUGAAUAAAACACAAAUAAAUAAACAAUGAUAUAAAACAAUAACCAGAGACUUACGCGGAUUAUAAAAAUCAAUUAUUAUGCUAUGGUAAUUAUAUGCAUGAAAUUGAAAAAAAAAAUACAGUUAAAGAGAAAUUUUAAAUUUAUGGAAUGUGCAAAGUUUUUAUUAUAAAUUAUUCGUUUGAGAUAGUAUUAUAGGGAUGCACGAUCAAAUUGUCAGGUCAGCCAGCAAGCUUCUGUAUCAUUAAAAACUUUGGUUGUCUAAGAUGAAUGAUAUUAUUCCAUCGGGAAAUUUAAAUUCUGAGAAUUCCAGCAUCUGUUGACUACAAAUUAUCUCCAGUAUGCCACUUCUCUGCAUAGGUACGAAAGAGCAUAGAAUUAAUAUUUUUGCUGAGAUAACGCACAAUGUUACAUCAUGAACGUUUGACCGAUCGACUUGUGGCACAAAUUUAAUAACAUUUAAAUGUGAUUGGACAUGAUGUAAAUAGUUAAGAAUUCGUAGCGUCUCUUACUCAAGGUUCGUUAUCAGAAUUAUUAAAAAACUAUUUUUAAGCGUAAGUGAUUAUGAUUCGGCAAUAAAGUCGUUUAAGUUAACAAAGUGUACUUGAUCCUUUGUUUUCAAUGUUGUUCUUUGGUAUAGGGAAUGUGAAUUUUGGAUUAGAAUUGUAUUUUUUUUAUAUCCUAUUUUCGAAUAUGGACUCCAGAUUUAUUAGUCCAAUAUUGACUGGUUGGUUGGUUGGUUCGUAUAUAUUUUUUUUUAUAAAUAUUAUUUAUUGUUUACUGACUAAAUUGUACAUUUGAUAAUAAAAAUCUAAAUCCUUGCUAUCAAGAGAGUACUAAUUUUCAUAUUAGACAUGAAUAAAUUAGAAACAGGAUAUCCUAACUAAAUAAAUCGAUGUAAAUAAAAACUAAACUUAUUCAUAUCUUAGAAGUGUAUUGAAGUGAUAUAUGUUUGUUUCCCAAGGAAAUUAAUAAAGUUUAUAAUAUCGCGUUAACUAUUAGUGAAAAUAAUAGUAAUAAAUUGAUCUUAAAUGAGAACAACUUCUUACAAGUUGAAUGAUUCAAAGGAAUGAUUGUCGAUAUAUCUUUAGUCAAUGUGAUGCCAAAUGAAAUCAUGAAACGAACACUGCCAAGAUGAUUACGAAUUGAUAAAUCGGUUUAUGUAAUUCGAUAAUUGUAUAAUGUAAAUAAAUAAAAAAACAAGUUAUUUCGAAAAAAGAAGUUGGAUCUCAUUUAUAUCAAAUUAGAAUUAGAGAUCUGGUAAUUGAUUUUUUAGAUAGGCAAUAUGAAGAAAUAAUAUUAGGAUAAUAAGAAUAAAAAAAACAAGUGUUCUUUAAAAUCAUUUUGUUUCGACUAAUGGUUGAUUCAGAUAGGUUGUCACGUUGCAUCAAGUUUUAGAAGUUGUUGUUAUUCAUUUCUAGGUGAAAUUGUAUUGUUUUAUAAUAAAACUAUUAUAAGAAUGGUAUGUAUGUAAUUAGUCUCACUGGUUAGUUAAAGUUCGUCUUCCAUUACGUAUGAUAAAUCCCGAUUUCUUUCUCUCCGUUUUUAUGCCAUAUCAAAAAGUCCGGAAAUUACAAACGGAAAUUAUUAAUUAAACAAACAAGAGUUCUCCUGGAAGACAAUAAUGAUGGAUAAUAGCUGUUUAAGCAGAGAUUACCUAAUUUCAGGUUUAAAACAAUGUUUACGAAGAAUUACGAUGAUAUAAGAAUUUUUUAAAUAAAAUUACUUAAGUUAUGGUCAGUCUGUUUUUAUUUUGAAUCCAAUGACCUUCCUAUUGUUACUUAAUGAGGACAGAGUGGCGUCUGAAUUCUUAUCUGCCUUGAUUGCCCUUCUCGUUCAACUCUGUGUUAGUGAUACCAUAGUAGAUAUCAGAGCUGAUUUUAUUGCUUAUCAUCGUGCUCACCAAAGAUCACAGAAAGCCAAGUUUGAUGAACUGGCCACUCAACAUGAAUAAUAUUUAAUGAGACGAUUCAUUAUAAAAGGAAGUAGGCAUAUAUUUACCAACCAAUUUAAUUUAGACUUGAAAAUAUUUCUUAUAAAUAUCACAUCAUUCGAUUCUCAACUCUGAAAGCUCGAUGGGCAUAGUGGUUGGCAUAUUUGGUUUGCAAUCAUUAAAAUUAUGUAGGCAUUGCAGUGGUCAUUCAUAUUAUGGCUACCCAGAAAUGUAUUACAUCGUAUUCCUCCGUCCUUAUUAGAAAGCACGUAAAAUCAUUGGUCCUGUCUGCAUUUGCAGUCAUUAAAACCUAUCAAUAAACAUCGGACCUUUCUGAGUUA
Molecule: messenger RNA, 6967 nt
Organism: Chilo suppressalis (striped riceborer)
Lineage: Eukaryota; Metazoa; Arthropoda; Insecta; Lepidoptera; Crambidae
Source: the annotation of a GenBank genome assembly